Lethenteron reissneri (Far Eastern brook lamprey) is the source of this 5119-nucleotide messenger RNA. Its product is annotated as dyslexia-associated protein KIAA0319-like protein. Gene Ontology annotation, cellular component: cytoplasmic vesicle; membrane. The record is from RefSeq and is a predicted model, not a curated record. Gene Ontology annotation, biological process: neuron migration. NCBI's taxonomy places the organism in Eukaryota, Metazoa, Chordata, Hyperoartia, Petromyzontiformes, Petromyzontidae.
CCACUCGCUUGUUGCAGCGCGCGCGCGCGUUCGGAGACGCCGCGUUCGCGGUGGUGGACAAGCGUGCGCUACGAAGAAGGGUCAUUGCCCGAAACGUCGCGCACUAUAUAUUUAUUUUGUUACCUUUGAAGACCGCCUACACGCACACGAUGCCGCUACUGACGAACGUGUUGGGCUGUGCAAAGGCGAUGCGGUUUGUUGGUGGCACAAGCGCUGUUAGCCAGCGCCUCUUGCCGCGCAACGAGGUGUCGCGGCCGUCUUUGUCUCCCCAGCGCCGACGUUUAACGCGUCGCCGUCGUGCUGGGCACCGAGGAGUCGGGCGGCGGUUGUGGCUGCCGAGCGGGUCCUGCGGGGUCUGGUUGAGGCUGUAGAGAGACGGCUGUAGGGGCUGUGCGCGCUGUGCCCGCUGCAAUCGGAGCGAAGGACGCGUGACGAAGGGAUAAUAGCACGCGGCCAGGAGCAGUAGGGAGCGAAGCCCCUCGCCUCGAGGAUGACACGGACCUGACCAGACCCCCCCCUCUCAACUCCUCCACUCCUCCACUCCUUACCCCACGCGGACUCCAGCGAGGGGGUCUGCGGGCUCCAUUGAGGGGGUGGAUGCUGAUGGUGAUUGGUCAGGGGCCCAGGGGCCCCCCUUUCCUCACCACGCUGCUGCUGCUGUUGCUACUGGCAGCCUUCACCGUGGAGGCUCGGGGGGGGCUCCGAUUGGGGGGCUCCCGAUCCUCACGUGACUACCGGCGGCAGACGCGAGCGGAGCCGGGGGGGGCUCCCGCCCCCUCCCCCAGCAGCUCCACCCAGGAGCCCCGCCAGGGGCCCACCAGCGGGGGGCAGGGGGGCCCUCCCCCCGCUCCUGACGGAGGAGCCCCCCCUAAUGGGGGUCCCGGGGAGUCCGGCCCCGCGGGGGGCGCCACCACCGUCCCCUCGGAGGCGCGCGGCGGGGGCCCUAACGGCACUGCGGGGCCCCCCGUCACCACCGGCGAGCCCCCCACGAGUGGCGACGGUGACGGGAGGCAAGUGAAGCGCCUGGCACUGGAGCUGCCCAGCCUCGUGGAGGUGACGCUGCCAAUAAACGACAUCUGGAUCAACGUGACGGCCUCACCUCCUCCUCCUCCAGGCUACACGUACGACUUCGUGUGGACUCUCAUGAGUCACCCAGCAGAGCUCAGUGGACUCAUCGAAGGGGAGCACACGAGCACGCUCCGUCUCUCCCAGCUGUCGGCCGGGAAGUACGUGUUCCGGAUCACGGUGACGGGACCGCUCGAGUUCGGAGAGGCGUUCAGCAACGUGACCAUAAACCCCGCCCCCCGCGUGAACCAGCCCCCCGUGGCUGUGGCUCUGCCCCGAUCGCAGGAGCUCACUCUACCUGCAGCCUCCACCUUCAUCGACGGCAGCCAGAGCCAGGACGACGAUGGCAUUGCGAGCUACCGCUGGGAGCAGGUGCGGGGACCCACGCAGGAGUCGGGGGGUGCCGGGGACACUGCCGUACUGAGCCUCAACAACCUGGUGCCCGGAUCCUACGCCUUUCGGUUGACUGUGGUUGACACGGACGGAGUGAGUGACUCCACGGAGGCGAAUGUGACGGUGACGCGUCCUGUUGACCGACCUCCAGUGGCCGACGCGGGGCCCACCCAGGUGCUGACCCUACCGCAGAGCGAGCUGACUCUGAACGGCAACCAGAGCGCCGACGACCACGCCGUCACCACGUACGAGUGGGCCAUCAGCCCCAGCAGCCAGAUCAAGGUGGUGAACAUGCAGGGAGUGCGCACGCCGUACCUGCACCUGUCGGCGCUGCAGGAGGGCGAGUACGUGUUCCAGCUCACGGUGGCCGACGUGGCGGGUCAGCACGACACGGCGCAGGUCAGCGUCAUCGUGCAGCCAGAGGUGAACCUGCCCCCCGUGGCCGACGCGGGGCCCGACAAGGAGCUGACUGCGCCGUCGGCCGACACGACGCUCGACGGCUCGCGGAGCCACGACGACCGUGGCAUCGUGGGAUACCUGUGGGAGAAAACCAGUGGGCCCGACGGCCCCCGCCUGACGGGCGUGGACAGGCCGGAGCUGCGCGUCGCCGGGCUGGGCGUCGGGGUCUACGGCUUCCGCCUGACGGUGCGCGACGCCAAGGGGCUGGUGGCGAGCGACGUGGUGAGCGUCACGGUCCGGCAGGAGGUGAACGAGCGGCCGGUGUCGAGAGCGGGCGGCGCUGUGACGGUGACGCUGCCCGCGGGGGUCGUGAGGCUCAACGGCUCGCUCUCGUCCGACGACCAGGGCAUCGUCAGCUUCCGCUGGCAGCGCGACGAGGCCAGCCCGGCUGCCGGGGAGGUGCUGGAGGGCUCGGACUCGCGGGCUGUGCUGCUGCUGAGUAACGUGGUGGAGGGGAGCUACCAGUUCCACCUCACGGUGACGGACGCGCGUGGCCUCUCCCACACGGACACUGCACACUUGGAGGUCCAGCAAGACCCCCUGCGGGACGCGCUGGUGGAGCUGGUGCUGGAGGUGGAUGCUCCUCAGCUUCUGGAGCGGCACAUGCAGCUGCUGAAGCGCAAGCUGGCACUGCUGCUGGGCCUGCAGGAUCAGCUCGUGCAUGUGCAUGCCGUGCGCAGCCUCGCCGAUGACAGCACGGCCGUGAUUCUGCACGCAGAGCGACUGGGGGAGGGAGGUGGGGCUCUGUCCGGCCUGAACGUGUCACGCUCGCUGCGCCGCCGGCUCGCCGGUUCCGGCGGGGAGUUGCUGCCCUUCGCCAUGCUGAGGGUGGACACCCAGAGGUGCCAGCUUCCGUGCUCGGGACACGGCCACUGUGACGGCCUGACACGCUCGUGCCGCUGCCAGCCGUUCUGGAUGGAGGAUCCCGUGCGCAGUCACCUAGGGGACGGAGAGAGCAACUGUGACUGGAGCGUGCUGUACGUGGGGCUGGCGCUGCUCGGGGUGACGCUGGCGCUCGGGGCGGCCGUCUGGCUGCUGGCUUACAGCUGCCGGCGCUGCAGUGUGUGUGUGCGUGGGAGGAGCAGGGGCGCCAGUGUCCGGCGGUCGCGGUACCGCGUGCUCGGCAGCCCGCAGGAGCGAGACUCCCUCGAGCUGCGCUCCCGCGGCAAGCGCUGCACGCCGGGUGGACGCCACAAAGCGAUGAGCAUCUCUUCCCCGGGACCCCGGCACCGCCAGUCGGACUCGGACAGUGACCGCGACUCAAUGGGGGGAUCCGGCCUCGUGGGUCGCGCCCCCCACGGCCGACAAAAUGGAGGGUUGGCGUCCCACAUGGUCCCCUCCGAUCUAGACACCCCGGGCUCACUCAGCGACACUCCAAGCGGCCCCCCACGGGGGGUGCCCGGCCUGCACGGCAUCGGCUCUGAACCUCUCAUCUGAUCGCGCCCUGGGAUUUCCGAAGGGAUUGACAUCCCCCCUCCCUCAAGGAGUAUCGGACCCCCAGCAGCGUGAGGGCCCUAGAAAUGUAAGACAUUUCUGGGCAUGGAGCGCGCAGGGACUCCAGGACUAUGAGACCCCCCUGCCUGUUGGCACAGGGGUCCCCUGGAUGCGAACUUGAGAUAUGUGGACCUCACGGGGGCUCAAGGUCUCUAGAACUAUGGGAUGCACAGACACCCCCAACCCCCACCAGGACUCAUGGUUCCCAUGGGCACGAGACCCCCAGAGAGACCCCCUCACCAGACAUCACAGGACCACUGCGGUGCAUGGAAUGUGGUUGCUACCUGGGGAGAGUAAAGAUGGACAAGAGAGUGCGGCCUGGUGCGGACUGCACAGACCAACAGCCAGCGCUCGCUUGACUGGAAGCUCGGGAGGGAUGAAAGUAGAGCUGGAACAUCUGAUUAUUUAAGUAGUCGAUUGUUGUGCCUGUUAUGGGGCAAACUGCACGACUAAUCGGAAAAUAUUUGAUGGAAAAAAGUCUCACCACUGUUUCCGCGUGUGCCGCGAGACGGGAGGCGAUGUGCGGGAAUUGAUGCUCGUUAUCCACAUCGUCAGCUGAGGCACGCUGGGCGUGGCUUGUCAGCUAAUGUCAAUGAGAGGCCCUACCCUGUUCCUUCGGGAAGGCGGCAUGUCGAGGCAGCUGACGUUUUUAAAAGAGGCCCAAUUAAUCGACCACAACAAAAAGUAGUCGAUCAUAAUUUUAAUGGGGUUCGUCGACUUAACCCACUGUCAUCCGAGGGGUCCGUUCAGCGGGCCAGAGCGCUCUGCCGAACGGUGUGUUUGCAGAGCUCUCUUUUUUUUAAUGGUGGAGAAAAUUGCACAACUCGCUGGGCGUUGGGUGGUCGUGUCAGAAUGUUUCGAGAUGGUAGACAUUCACGACCAAUCAGACCUUGAAACAAUCCCACACGCCCAACCAACGCUCAGCGAGGCAGAUCCUCAGACUGUUAACUCCUUUUAUGAUGCACUGUGGGCUAACAGGUCGUUUGGUAGAAAAGCGCUCUGGAGCGCUCGGCCCAAGGAAUGCACCCCAGCUCGAGAUGGCAGCAUCUCGCAUGCAUUUGCUGGUGUUGAGAGAGCCCCAUCUUUAGAGUUUGUAAUUACUUGUGCCAACUUUAGCCACAGAAGUGUGCAUGUGUGUUUUUAAGGGAAGGUUUAUGCUACUACGUUGACCCAAGCGACAAGGGCUCCGAUCGGCCACGACCUCCGGACACUUUGGACACUUAAGUUCAUCGGCAGUGGCUCUGACUCGGCCGGUGUAGAAGUCAACCCCUGUUAAUGGCCCCUUCGGAUGGUGGCAUAGCUGCAGUUGGCACACUUGAGGCUACCCACUUGAAAAGCUGCUGCUUUUAAGGACUGGGCAGAUGAGAUGUCAACCUCCUCACAGCUCCGUUGGGGAGCCUGAGGAGCAGGGGUCCUUGUGGAGAAGGGGACGUUAUGAAGCAGAGGACCCCUUGGAGAGGCCCUACCCUGUCCCUGCGUCUGUAAAAACAACACCAGUCACUCCGUCCACACUGCUAUGAGUUGCAAAUAUAUAUAUAUAUCCGUAACGAACACUAAAUCCAAUUUACCUCUCGCUAGGGCUGUGACUCCUAGUCACGUGCCACCACCUCUAGUCUGCAAGCAGCUUGGAAAAUAUUUUGUGAGAAAUGAAGCCCUGUAAUGAUGUGAUGAUGUCAUGUGAAGAGAAUAAAUUAUGAUGUUUUGUAAA